ACCAAAUGUGUCUAAAAGAGACCCUUGAAAGCAAAGAAAUACUCAACUCCCUACGCUUCAAAUUAGCCCAAACUCUUGCUGCGGCAUCCUCUUCUUCAUUAUACCUUCUCUCUCUCUAGCUUAAUUGUUCUCUUUCCAGUUCCCACCAAAACGAAGAUUCUGUGAAAUCUUUCACGCCAAUGGAGUGUUGUCCCCUUCUCCUUGUCAUCUGAUAUAUAUUGCCCUCUCAUGCCUAAACACUUUUGGCUCCGGAGGGGCUUCAAGUUAAUUGUUCCUAUAAGGUUGGAUCUGGGAGGUUGAGAGUUCUUGGAGAAGGCAUCAAGACACAGCAAACAAAUUAAAGCUCAUUGCUUCACGCAAUCAAUUGCACCCAUGGACAAGCCACCAGCCUCGGCCUCCACCACCACCACCACCUUCAUCCAAGCGGAUGUCACCACCUUCAAGGAGCUCGUCCAGCGCCUCACUGGCCCGGCCGAGUCAACUACGACUGCCUCCACCGUGUGCUCCCCUCCCUCCUCCGCCUCCUCCUCCUCCUCCUCCCUCCCCGCCGGCCGACUCAAGCGACUCCAUCACGGCUCUCAUUUGAGGCUUGCCAUCCCAAGAACAGAUGCUCCAUCGGGAUCAACUAAGCUGGCCAGUCCGGCAGCACCGUCGCCUGCAGCCACCUUCGCGAGGUUGGAUAUAUCAGCGGAGGAGAAGAGUGGGGAGGCUAUUGAGGAGGAGGAGGAGGAGGAGGAGCGGGCCAUUAAAGAGAGGCGGUUCUAUUUGUACCCUUCGCCCCGGGCAAAAAACAGGGUUGCUGAGCCGGAGCUGCUCCCGUUGUUUCCCAUCACAUCACCGAGGGCUGCUGCCGGCGAGCCGUGAGAAUUGUAUGUGAAACUGGAUGAAUUGAAUUUAGCCUAGUUAAUUAAACUUAUUGUUUUAUGAAUAAAUGGGGGUUUGAGGAUAG
Zingiber officinale is the source of this 949-nucleotide messenger RNA. Its product is annotated as VQ motif-containing protein 31-like. NCBI's taxonomy places the organism in Eukaryota, Viridiplantae, Streptophyta, Magnoliopsida, Zingiberales, Zingiberaceae. The record is from RefSeq and is a predicted model, not a curated record. The coding region runs from base 373 to 864 and encodes 163 amino acids. The transcript has 2 exons.